This is a messenger RNA of Macrobrachium nipponense, 711 nucleotides long. RefSeq names its product large ribosomal subunit protein uL22-like (gene RpL17). Lineage: Eukaryota; Metazoa; Arthropoda; Malacostraca; Decapoda; Palaemonidae. The record is from RefSeq and is a predicted model, not a curated record. The transcript is spliced from 5 exons. Gene Ontology annotation, biological process: cytoplasmic translation. Gene Ontology annotation, molecular function: structural constituent of ribosome. Bases 125 to 682 code for a protein of 185 amino acids. Gene Ontology annotation, cellular component: cytosolic large ribosomal subunit; ribosome.
CUUUUCCUUUAGUUCAUUCAAUUUCCUCCAGAGGUCUCCGCUUUCCUUCAUCUUACGGCCGAAACAAACAUCACCGGUGAGUGAAAAUUUACUCUAAUAUCGUCCAACAUCGUCAAGAUUCAAGAUGGUGCGGUACGCCGCUCAGCCGGAAAAUCCAACCAAGUCAUGCAGGGCGAAGGGAUCGAACCUGCGGUGCAGUUUCAAGAAUACCUGUGAAACUGCCAAUGCCAUCAAGAAAAUGAGUUUGGCACGUGCAGUGCGAUUCUUGAAGAAUGUAAUGAACAAGAAGGAGUGUGUCCCCUUCCGUGUUUUCAAUGGUGGUGUGGGUAGAUGUGCACAGGCCAAGGCAUGGAAAACCUCCCAGGGUAGAUGGCCCAAAAAGAGUGCCCGUUUCCUCCUCGAUCUGCUGAAGAAUGCUGAAAGCAAUGCACAGUACAAGGGUCUUGAAGUAGAUCACUUGGUUAUUGAACACAUUAUGGUACAGCGUGCCCGCCAGAUGCGUCGUCGCACGUAUCGUGCUCACGGUCGCAUCAACCCUUUCAUGAGUUCUCCCUGCCACAUUGAAGUCUUUCUGGCUGAAAAAGAACGUGUAGUUACCAAAGCUACUGAUGAACCAGCAGCUAAGAAAAAAGCAUCUAGUAAAAAGAAUGCUCGCCAGAAAGCUAUGGCUCCCAGAGAGUAAUCCUGUGAUUAAAAUAAGAAAAAAAUAAA